This is a messenger RNA of Prorocentrum cordatum, 310 nucleotides long. NCBI's taxonomy places the organism in Eukaryota, Dinophyceae, Prorocentrales, Prorocentraceae. The record is from the annotation of a GenBank genome assembly.
CGGACCCGGAGGUGUCCCUGGACGGCCUGCUUGGCAGCCAGAGCGCGGAGGACUGGCGCGAGCUUGCUGACAAGUCCAUCGCCUGCCGCGUGGCGCUGGCGCCGCUGGCAGGUGUCGACGAGGAGCCGCAGUCGCCGCGCAGGGGCGAGGACUCGCAGGUCCUCCUGUCGACGACCUGCGAGGGGCUGCUGGCGGUGCCCGGCGGAGGCGACCAGGUAGACGCCAUGUACGAGGUGCUUGCGCCGCAUCCGGCUCACAAGGAGGGAGGGGAAUGUUUCUUCCUCCUCCUCCUCCUCCUCCUCCUCCUCCU